AUGAGCUACUCGUUCUUAAUUGAGCAUCGGCGCACCGAGGAUUUCGGACAUGCCGACGGCCUGAGCCGCCUGCCACUCCAUUCGACCGAGCUGGAUGGAUUAAGCGGGCUGGGGAUGGACAGGAUGGUGAAUGCUGUACACGGAGACAACGUAUCACGUUUACCUGUCAAAGCAGAAGGAAUCGCCAAAGCAACCGCCGAUGACCAGGAUCUGUCCACGGUCCACGGUUACAUCCUGCAUGGAUGGCCGGCCAUGGUUGAUGAGCGGUUUCGUCCCUACAAACGGCUGGAGAAUGAAUUGGUGCUGAUCAACAAUUGCAUCUGUUGGGGAUCGCGUACGGUAAUUCCGGUCCAGCAGCGUCGGCAGAUACUGGACUACCUGCAUGAAGCGCACAUGGGAGCCGGUAAGAUGAAAGGCGAGGCACGCGCCUAUUGCUGGUGGCCGCAGAUGGAUAAAGACAUCGAGCAGAUGUCUCGCGAGUGCGGGAUCUGCUCCGAACGCGCUAAGGAAACGGCCAAGGCACCGCUCUCGCAGUGGGAAGUGCCCGAAAACCCAUGGAUGAGGCUGCACAUUGACUUUGCCGGUCCAUACCACGGCACGAUGCUGCUGCUGGUGGUCGAUGCCAUGCCAAAAUGGCCGGAAGUGGCGCAAUUGAAACACGCUACAUCCGAUGGCGUAUUGGAAACUUUGCGCAACCUGUUCAGUUGGUACGGCGCUUGUACCGAAAUCGUUACGGACAACGGCACCCAGUUUACGUCACCGGAGUUCGCAAACUUCUGUGCGGAACACGGGAUAAAGCAUCUCAGGACACCACCGAAACACCCACAAUCGAAUGGACAGGCGGAGCGGUAUGUCCAGACCAUCAAGGACGGAGUUGCAAAACUCAUGGCUGACCGGAAGAACCUGUCCGAAGCACUGCGGCAGUUCCUCUGGAGAUACCGAGGCGCGCCGCAUGCUACAACUGGAAAGUCGCCAGCGGAGUUGUUACUGGGUAGAAAAUUCCGUACUCAGCUCGACCUGUUGUCUCCUGUCAUGUUCACACAUACGGAUAGAAACCGUCAACGGUGCCAGCACAAUUUUGAAAAGCGCACCAAGCGGAAGAGUUUCGUGCCUGGCGACUUGGUAAUGGUUCGCGAUUACCGCCUCAACCGAACCGUCGACUGGACCAGCGGCCGGCUGGUCAGACGUGAAGGCACCCGGUUAUGGGAACGUGUCUGUCGAAGGCGCCAUCUGGCGCAGACACUUGAACCAGAUCCGACCGAGAUACUGGCUGCAGCCGGAUGA
This is a messenger RNA of Paramacrobiotus metropolitanus, 1284 nucleotides long. RefSeq lists its product as uncharacterized. Gene Ontology annotation, biological process: DNA integration. The record is from RefSeq and is a predicted model, not a curated record. Gene Ontology annotation, molecular function: nucleic acid binding. Lineage: Eukaryota; Metazoa; Tardigrada; Eutardigrada; Parachela; Macrobiotidae. The transcript has a single exon. Bases 1 to 1284 code for a protein of 427 amino acids.